Messenger RNA from Chionomys nivalis (European snow vole), 753 nucleotides. RefSeq names its product heterogeneous nuclear ribonucleoprotein A3-like. The transcript has a single exon. Bases 34 to 753 code for a protein of 239 amino acids. The record is from RefSeq and is a predicted model, not a curated record. Lineage: Eukaryota; Metazoa; Chordata; Mammalia; Rodentia; Cricetidae. Gene Ontology annotation, molecular function: RNA binding.
ACUCGAGUUGGAAGAGGCGAGUCCGGUCUCAAAAUGGAGGGCCAUGAUCCAAAGGAACCAGAACAGUUGAGGAAACUGUUUAUUGGUGGUCUGAGCUUUGAAACCACAGAUGAUAGCUUAAGAGAACAUUUUGAGAAAUGGGUCACACUUACAGAUUGUGUGGUAAUGAGAGAUCCCCAAACAAAACGUUCCAGGGGCUUUGGUUUUGUGACCUACUCUUGUGUUGAAGAGAUGGAUGCUGCAAUGUGUGCUCGGCCACACAAAGUUGAUGGGCGUGUGGUGGAACCAAAGAGAGCCGUUUCUAGAGAGGAUUCUGUAAAGCCUGGUGCCCAUUUAACAGUGAAGAAAAUCUUUGUUGGUGGUAUUAAAGAGGAUACAGAAGAGUACAACCUGAGAGACUACUUUGAAAAGUAUGGCAAGAUUGAAACCAUAGAAGUUAUGGAAGACAGGCAGAGUGGGAAAAAGAGAGGAUUUGCUUUUGUGACUUUUGAUGACCAUGACACAGUUGAUAAAAUUGUUGUUCAGAAAUACCACACUAUUAAUGGGCAUAAUUGUGAAGUGAAAAAGGCCCUUUCUAAACAAGAGAUGCAGUCUGCUGGAAGAAUUAUUUUUAAUAGUUGGUAUUCCUUAUCCUUUGUUCUCAUAGCCCCUUCCUCACAACUUCCUACAGUAUUGGUACAUCUAUUAGAAAUGAGGGCAUUGUGUGUUUCUAUGAUUCCGCUUCAUUCCUUGUUCCUAGACUAUCCCCAUUAG